AUGAGAGCCGCUCAGGUUAUCGUACUUGUCACAACCACCUUUGUCGGCGUCAACGCGGUGGCCAAAUGCUGGGGAGGCGAUGAGAGAUGCGGAAUCAAUAAGGCGGUUAAUGGCUGUCUAUACUCUUUCACCUGCGAUUAUGAGCAGCAGACGCCAUGCCUUACGUCGCCUGGUGUAAUCAAUGAGUGCUACUCCACUGGAACGAUUUUGAAGCCGGGCACAAAUACUUACUGGUAUACUCAGUGCUGCAGGGAUAACUGUAAGUUUCGACUACGUAUGUCUAUACACAGGUCGGUUUGCUAAUUGGUAUCGAAAGGCAAUGGUUUAG
Hymenoscyphus albidus is the source of this 328-nucleotide messenger RNA. NCBI's taxonomy places the organism in Eukaryota, Fungi, Ascomycota, Leotiomycetes, Helotiales, Helotiaceae. The record is from the annotation of a GenBank genome assembly.